Messenger RNA from Triplophysa dalaica, 1613 nucleotides. RefSeq names its product EARP complex and GARP complex interacting protein 1 (gene eipr1). The transcript has 10 exons. Bases 125 to 1297 code for a protein of 390 amino acids. Gene Ontology annotation, biological process: protein ubiquitination. Gene Ontology annotation, molecular function: protein binding. The record is from RefSeq and is a predicted model, not a curated record. NCBI's taxonomy places the organism in Eukaryota, Metazoa, Chordata, Actinopteri, Cypriniformes, Nemacheilidae.
GACAGAGACGCAAGUAACGUCCGCGUUCGUGCGCUGUUUGCGUAAAUCCUAAUUUCAGUCUCGCGGAACUGUUGUACGUUGACAGACAGUAGGCUGUUUUUACUCUGAAUUAAAAAAUAAAUGAAUGAAUAAAAUGGAGGACGACGCACCGGUUAUUUAUGGCCUUGAGUUCCAGGCACGUGCUCUCACAGCCCAGGCAGCUGAGACGGAUGCCAUCAGGUUUUUAGUGGGAACACAGUCACUGAAAUUUGAUAACCAGAUUCACAUCAUUGACUUUGAUGAUGAGAAUAACAUGAUUAAUAAGAAUGUCCUCCUGCACGACGCUGGUGAGAUAUGGCACAUGAGCACCAGCCCCGCAGAUAAGGGAGUGUUGACCACAUGCUACAACAAGACGUCUGAGAGUCGGGUUCUCACAUGUGCGGCGGUAUGGAGGAUGCCCCCGGAAUGGGAAACAGGCAGCCACGAGUCCCCCGAUGAUUCAUCAAACAACCCGCAGACCUUGGAGCUUCUCUGUCACCUUGACAACACGGCCCACGGCAGCGUGGCCUGUGUAUUAUGGGAGCCCAUGGGUGACGGCAAGCGCGUGAUCUCUUUGGCUGAAAACCAUGUGCUGCUCUCGGACCUUCAGGAGAGCUCCAGCAAAGCCACGAUCUCCAGCAGUGCCACCCUGGAGGGCAAAGGGCAGCUGAAGUUCACCACGGGCAAGUGGAGCCCACAUCACAACUGCACCCAGGUUGCCACAGCCAACGACACGGCCAUCCGAGGCUGGGACCUGCGCAGCAUGAGUCAGAUGUACUGCAUUGAAAACGCUCACGGGCAGCUGGUACGUGACUUGGACUUCAACCCCAACAAGCAGUAUUACCUGGCCAGCUGCGGCGAUGACUGCAAAGUGAAGUUUUGGGACGUGCGACACAUCAACGAACCGGUCAAAUGCCUGGAGGAGCAUUCUCAUUGGGUGUGGAGUGUGAGGUACAAUCAUUCUCACGAUCAACUCGUGCUCACGGGCAGCAGUGACAGCAGACUCAUUCUGUCCAACAUGGUCUCCAUCUCCUCUGAACCGUUCGGACACCUGGUGGAUGACGAUGACCUCAGCGACAAUGAGGAGACGCAGCAGGAUGACAAGGUUAAAGAACCACUUCAGGACAGCAUUAUAGCCACAUAUGAGGAGCAUGAGGACAGCGUGUAUGCGGUAGAGUGGUCUGCGGCAGACCCCUGGCUGUUUGCAUCCCUCAGUUACGACGGUCGGCUAGUUAUCAACAGAGUCCCCCGAGCCAUCAAAUACAGAAUCUUACUGUAGAACAGAAUAAACACUCUUGUUUUGGAUGUGUCCUGUACACACGGAGAAGAGAGACUUCAUACAGGACCGAUUCUCCACAGUGUCAGAUAUCUGUCAAUACUCUAUAUAUGUGUCAUGUUAUGAUUUAUUUGACUUUUUUCAUGUACUGUCUGGUGCUGUGGGAAAUCAGAAGGCUGAAGAUAAAUUAUGACGACGUGUCUUAUUAUAUAUGCUUUAACAAAAGCAAUGCUCCGCAGAGCUGUCAAAAUCUCCUAAUCACCCCUGUAUGUUUCCUACAAAACAGCUUUAAUUAAAGAGCCAGACAACUCCCGCUUCA